AUGGACGAGGAGCUUACAGCCGGCUACAAUGAGCCGUGUGUCCAGUGCUCGGCUGUACACUGGGGCAUAUCGGAUGGGGGCCAGUUUUUCUGCAAGAACUGCCACAAUGUGAUCGAGAGAAUCCGAGACGAUGUGGAUGAGUUUUUCGUUACCAGGUCUGCCAGAGCCUCUCGCAUCGCGUCACGGAGACAGAAAAAGGGAAAAACAGGACGAGAGUGGCUUGUCUGCGAAGGAUUUCAGUUCAUCCUGAAGCACCAGGCUGAAGCUUUAGUGAGCCUCGGAGUGGAUCCUCUGUUUAAAUCCAAGGUGCUGAUAAAUUUGUGGAGGAGAUACCUGCAGAAGACCAGGCAGGCAUAUACUCACCAGCCUAUAAGGACAGCAAAGUUUUGUACGGAUAUGACGUCAGAGAGUGAGGGAGAGUCAGUGGGUACGAGGUCCGAGCGGAGCGGACCCGUGUCGGAUAACUCAGAGAGUAUGAGGUCUGAGUGGAGUGAACCUUUGUCUGAUGCCUCAGAGGGCUUUGAUUCAGCUUCUGGCCUCUCGAGUGUGGGCGUGUCCUCCGUGUGGUCGGGCUCUCUGGACGCAGACAUGUACAUCAGCAGUAAGGAAAGGAAAGCCCAUCAUCUCAUGAGCAUGCCCAGAACCCUGGCCCUGUGUCACCUGGCACUGCUCUGGAUGCGAGAGGCCAUCACGCUGUCCGCUCUGCUCCGGUUGGUCUAUGACGACCGCGUUCCAUAUAUCAACGCCUACAAGGUUUUUCCUGAGGAGAUGAAACCAUAUGGAAGAGAUUUUGGCAUCUUCAGAGUGGAGUCUCUCCCCUCAUAUAGGAAGGUCCAUAAGGAGGCAGUGGAGAUGGCUGAGAUUUUGGAGUUGCCCUCCUUCCCCCCCAUUUCAGAGGAGUGCCUGUUACACCCUACUCUCCUUACGGUGCACUACCUACAGGAGCUCAACCUCCCUGAUGAGUUGCACGUUUGGGUGUGUAAGAUCAUAGAAAAAUCCAGAAUAAAGGAAGAGUCCUUCUUGACCUUUGACCCCACGAUACGGAACCCCACGCUUCCGUUCUACGACCUUCAGGCCGCAGCCGCAAUCAUCGUCGCCCUGAAGCUGCUCUACGGCCUGAAUGACAGGACAGAGUGGAUUGUGUCCACAAUUGCAGAGCGAAAGAGACGGGACAAGAAGAAAAAAAAAGGUGUGGAAGACAAAAAGAUAUUCUCUCUAAGGAAGUGGUAUAAAAUUGUCCAGCCAGCUGUCACCCAGGCCAAAGAAAGAGAAGAGAGAGCUUUGGCCAGGAAACAGUGGAAAUCCAUUAAAGUCAUCGUCCCCUCUUUAAAAGCCAAGAGUGUCGUCUUGAAAAGGAGGCGUAAGUGACCCUCACAGAUC
Molecule: messenger RNA, 1380 nt
Organism: Chanos chanos (milkfish)
Lineage: Eukaryota; Metazoa; Chordata; Actinopteri; Gonorynchiformes; Chanidae
Gene: taf1b
Product: TATA box binding protein (Tbp)-associated factor, RNA polymerase I, B
Exons: 13
Coding region: 1-1368 (455 amino acids)
Biological process (GO): RNA polymerase I preinitiation complex assembly; nucleolar large rRNA transcription by RNA polymerase I
Cellular component (GO): RNA polymerase I core factor complex; RNA polymerase transcription factor SL1 complex
Molecular function (GO): RNA polymerase I core promoter sequence-specific DNA binding
Source: RefSeq, a predicted model, not a curated record